Messenger RNA from Tarenaya hassleriana, 1260 nucleotides. RefSeq names its product aspartic proteinase CDR1-like. NCBI's taxonomy places the organism in Eukaryota, Viridiplantae, Streptophyta, Magnoliopsida, Brassicales, Cleomaceae. The record is from RefSeq and is a predicted model, not a curated record. The transcript has a single exon. The coding region runs from base 1 to 1260 and encodes 419 amino acids. Gene Ontology annotation, cellular component: extracellular region.
AUGGCGUUUCUUGCAUUCUACGUUUUCGCGGUUCAAGCAAUUCCCCUUCUGUUUGCUGUAGACGCUGCCCCACAAGACGGCAUCACAGCCGAACUGAUCCUCCUCGAUCCCCUCUCCCACACCAACCCCACAGAAAACCGCUACCAACGCAUGCAAUCACGUUCGCGUUUCUCUCGUCCCACCCGAUCGCCGUAUUCCGACGCAAUAUCUGACGUCCGGGGCGGGUACCUGAUGAGAAUAAAGAUUGGGACGCCGCCACUAGAGGUCGUGGGACUUGCAGACACAGGGAGCAAUCUUGUCUGGACGCAGUGUUUGCCUUGUCCAGGUAACUGUAUCCCACAAGAUUUUCCAGUGUUCAACCCUCUCUCUUCCUCCACCUACCAAGACCUUCCUUGCGGCGCAAGUCAGUGCAGAACCAUUAACGGACACACCCACUGUCACGACAAGAACAGUGUCUGCCCUUAUGCAGAGCUGUAUGGCAUAGGGAAAAGCUUCUCUUUCGGGUCGGUUGGGUUCGACACAUUUACCUUCGGCCUGACCUCUGGCUUGCGGUUUUCUCUGAACGAAACCCUCUUCGGCUGCGGUCGAAAUAUCUCCGGUUUCAGCCAUGGCGUGACAGGCAUCAUCGGACUCGGUAGGGGAUCGUUUUCCCUCAUCUCUCAGAUGGGAGACAGAGUGCAGGGUCUCUUCUCCUACUGUUUCGGCGCCGAGACAAGCAAGAUCAACUUCGGAGCAAACGCUGUCGUUUCGGGCGACGGUACUGUGUCCACAUUGCUUUUGCGAAAGAAGUCUAGUCCGAGCCUCUACUACCUAAACCUAGAGGCAGUGAGCGUGGACGACGCACGUGUCGAGACCUCAGGAACCUCGAUGGGUUCAAAGGACGGGAACAUCUUCAUAGACUCGGGAACGACAUAUAUGAUGCUGGCGGAGGACUAUUUCUUGCGCGUCAAGGAAGCCGUGACAGCCUCGAUGAGAGAGAAAGGAGCCUAUCCCCAGGACGGGAACUGUUACUCGCCAUGCAAUCUCGAGGAUUUUCCGGUGAUAACGAUGCAUUUCGCUGGUGCGGAUCUUGUAAUGGGACGAUCAAACACGUACGAUAACGUAGACACGGGGGUGGUUUGCUUAAAGUUCGUGCCGGCCCUAGAUGGGUAUCGUCCUGUUCUCGGCUACGAAGCGCAGUCCAAUUUCUUGAUUGGUUAUGACACUGUCUCGGAUAUCAUCUCCUUUAAGCCCACCAACUGCACUUCUCUUUGGCAUUGA